This is a messenger RNA of Paramecium pentaurelia, 3997 nucleotides long. The record is from the annotation of a GenBank genome assembly. Lineage: Eukaryota; Ciliophora; Oligohymenophorea; Peniculida; Parameciidae.
AUGUAGCAGUAAACAUAAUCAUAAUUUACUUAAGUUAAUUUGCAUGUCCAUGCACAUACUGUAAGAAUAAAAAAGAUCAGCAAUAACCAUCUGCCCAUGAUUGUAAUUAAGUUGAAAGAGAAAAUGAAAUUUUGAAAGCUGAGAUUGCAAAGCUUUAAUCUUUUGCUAAUUCUAAAGGUAACAUAAAAUUUCUUAUAAAACUAUAGUCCCUGAAUUCCAGUAAUUGCUUAGAGAUAAUUAAUAGAUGAAAAAGACUUUAGAUCAAAUGAAUUAAUAGAUAAAAGAAUAUGAAGAAGAAAUUUAGAGAUAAAAACAAGUUAUAGAUAGAUUAAAUUUUGAUUUAGAUAAAUAAAAGAGAGAUAAUGAAUAGUUACUUUAAGCUUUGAAUGAUAUCAAAUAAAGAGGUUUGUCAUAAGAACAAUCACUCCUCCAAGAUAAUCAAAGGAUGAAAUCUACAAUAGACUCUCUGAAUAAUGAUCUAAGAAGUUUGUAAUAAGAAAUUUAUAGAUUAAAAUCAAUUAAUGAUAAAUCUAGAUAUAUAUAAGAUGAAUCAAACCGUUAUUUAUAAGAAAAUUAAGCAAAUCUAGCUAGAAUUCGAUAAUUGGAGAUGUAGAUCAGGGACUUAAUGUCUAAAGAAGAAAACUAUCAACUCCAAAUAACUAGAGCAAAUCAAGGAAUAAAUUCAGAAAAUUAACUAUUGAAAGAUCAAAUAGCUUAAUUAAAUUAAUAAUUACAUAUGAUGCAAAAGUAAUAUUAAAAAUAAUUGGAUGAUGUAAGAUUGGAUCAUGAUAGAAUGAUAGCUGAUUAAAAAAAUACAAUAAAUAUUUAAAUAAAGGAUUAAUUAAUAAGAGAUUAAUAAAAAUGGAUGGAUGAGAGAGAGGCCUUACUUCAUGAAAUUUAGUUAUUGAAAUAACAAUUAGCUUAAAAUGAAUUAUAAGUUACAAGAAAAAGAUAGUUAUUGGAAGAUGAAUCAAAUAAGAAUUAGUAAUUUAUUGUAGAAUUGGAAUAAGCAAAUAGUUAACUUACUAAUAAAUUAAGAGAUUUGUAAAUGCAAUUACAAUAAUCUGAGAAGGAAAAAAUGAGAACUGAUUAAUAUUUGAGAAAAAUUGAUGAAUUAUAAUUGUAAGUUGAAUAAUUAUAAAGAUAAUUAAAUGAUUUGACAAAUAAAUAUAAUAAUUUAUUGAAUCAAUAUGAAUAGAAGAAGUAUUAGAUUGAAUAAUUGAAUGGGUAAUUAAAUGCAAAUUAAGAUAAUGAAAAGUAAAAGAUUAUGAAUUUAGAAAGAUAAGUUAGAGAAUUAUAAGAUUAAUUAGCUGAUAUGUAGAGAUUAAGAUAGUAAUUACAUUAAAUGAAUGAAAAUUAUACAGCUUUGUAAAUUACAUUCAAGAAUUCAUAAAAAUAAUUAUCAGAAGCAGAUGAAUUAAGAUAGGAAUUGGAUGCUUUAUUAUAAGAAUUGGAAUAUUAUAAAUAAUUAGAUAUGAAAAAUAAGCAAGACUUAGAUAAAUAUAAAUAGUAAUUGAUAAUAAUUGAGAAUAAACAAAGUUAAUAAGCUAAUUAUGAAAUUGAAAAAUUAAGAUAAUAAAAUCAAUAAUUAAUUGAUGAAUUAAAUGAAUAUAAAAAUAGAUAUAAAUAAUUAGAAGGAAAACUAUAAUAAUAAAUUGUUAUGUUAAAUCAAGCUUAAAAUGAUUUAUAAGCACAUUAAGCAUUAACAGAAAAAUAAUAAUAUUCUUUGAAUGAAAGUAAUCAAUUAAGAAUUAAGAUAAAAGAACUUUUAGAUUAAAUUUAAUAUUUAGAAAUGGAAUUAAACAAAAAAGAUAACCUAAUUUAAGAUUUAUAAAUUAAUUUGGAUUAAUUUGGUAAAUAAAGAGAUUCAUUUAUAUUGAUUGAAAAAGAGAAAAAAGAUUUUGAAUAUCGAAUAAUAUAAUUAGAGAAAUAAUUAGCUGAAUUAAAUAUAUACAAAACAUAAUUUUUGGAUUUAUAAAGUAAAUAUAAUAGUUUGGGUUAAGAAUAUGAAAGUUUAAGAAAGGAUUAUGAGAUAUUAAGAUAUAAAUAUGAUGAAAUAAACACUUAAUAUAUAUAAUCUAAAAAGUAGAUUAAUAUAUAAAUUAAUAGUGAAUUAGAAACAUUGAAAUCAGAAAUGCAAACUUGGAUUAUCAAAUGUAAAACAUAUGAAAGUGAAAUUAGUUUUUUAAGAUCAACUAUUAAUGAUUAUUAGGAUAUAGAGUAGGAAUCAGAUAUGUUAAAAUAAGAUUUAGAAAAAUGGUAAAUUAAAUUUGCUGAAGCAGAUAGAGAAAGAAUUUAAUUAAGAUAAAAUAUUUAAGAGUAUGAGAAAUUUAGAUACAGAAUUACAGAACUUGAAAGAGAAAUAUAAAAUUCAAAAUUAAAAAUUGAAAAUUCUGAAAAAGAAAGAGAUAAUUUAAGAUAAUAAUUAAUUGUUGUAUAAUAAUAAAGAGUUUAGAAUGAUUAAAUUAAAAAGGAUUAUGAUUCUAUAGGAUUCAAAUUAUAAGAAUCUGAAAAAGAAAAUUUAUUAUUGCGUAAUGAAAUUGAAAAUCUAAGAUAAUAAUUGAUUUCAUUUUAAUAAAUGAAAUAAUAAUUAAUAUUAAUUGAACAGGAGAAAUCAUAAUUGUAAUAUAAAAUUGAAGAAUUUGAUAGGGAAAGACAAUUAUUAAAAUAAUAGAUUUCAGGUACAAAUAAUAUAAAAGUUGAAUCUGAAAGUAUAAGGAGAGAGUAUGAAAUGCUUAGAAUGAAAAUGGAAUCAAGUGAUAGAGAGAUUUCUAAUUUGAGGCAGCAACUUACUAUGGCAAGUAAUCAAAAAUUAGAAUUAGAAAGAUUGAAAUCAGAAUAUUAGUAAUUGAAAAUGAGUUUUGAAGAAUCAGAAAGAGAAAAAUAAGGUUUAAAAUAAUAAGUAUAAAUGGGAAACAAUUAAAAAAAUGAAUUAGAUUAAUUUAGAAAAGAAUAUGAUUUCAUUAGAUUAAAAUUUGAAGAAAGUGAAAAGGAAAAAAACUAAUUAAGAAUGCAAUAUCAAAGUAGUCAAAGUAAUUUUAAUGGCUAUAAAAUAUAGAUGGAAUAAAUGAGUUCAUAAAUUAAUCAAUAUUAAUCUUAAGAACUAGUAAUGAAGAGAGAAAUAGAAAUGCUUAUUAAAUAAAUUGAUGUUUUUAAGAAAGAUCAAUUAAACUAAUAAUAAUAAAUUUAAGAAUAUUAAUUUAAAUAUUAGGAAAUUAUGAAAGAGUAUGAAAACUUAUAAAGUAAACAAAAAAGUAUAGAUGUAGAUGCUUUAAUGUAUGAAAUAUAUGAAUUGAAGAAAUAAUUAGCAUAAAAAGAUAAACAGUAUGAAUAUGAGAGACAAGAAAUUAAUGAACAAAAGUUUUAAUUUGAAAAGAAUGUAAAAAUAAGAGUAGAACAGGAAGUGAGAAUUUUAAAUGAGAAAUUUAAUAUUGAAUUGAAUGAAUUAAGAAGAUAGAUAUAAAUUGAAAAACAAGAGAAAUUAAAGAUAGAAUCAGAAAUGAGAAUUAAAUAUGAAUAGUAGAUUAUACAACUAUAACAAUAAAUUAAACCAUCUGUAGAUGUAGAUGCUUUGAUGUAUGAGAUUUUUGAGUUAAAAAAAUAAGCUGUUACAAAAGAUUAAUAAAUUGAAUAGAUGAAAAAAGAACAAUAUCAUUUAAGAGUUUAAUUGGAAUAAAGAUUUAAUGAAUAGAAAUUAUAAUUUGAAUAGGAUAUUAGAAUGAGAUUAGAAAAGGAGUUGAGGAUAUCAAUAGAAUAAGAUAUUAGAUAUUAGAUUGAAAAUGAAUACAACUUUGAAUCAAAUAUAUAAGACUAUAUUUUAUAGAUUGAUAAGUGGAAAUCUGUAUGUUAGAUGAGGGAUGAAGAAAUAACUCAUUUAAAAGGAUUGCAGUAAGCUUUUAAAGAGAAAUUAAAUUAAUACACAUCUGAAAUUGAAUCUUUGAAGACUUAAUUAAUGUUAGUAUAGGGAGAUAGAAGAACAGUAUAUUAAAUAAAAUGA